UGGUUGAUAUUCUUUAUGACAUGAAUACCUCUGGUUGGAAGGUAGACACCGGCCACAAGUCGGGUUAUCUAUCAUUCAUUGACAAAGAGAUAGCCAAGAAGUUGCCUAAUUCGGCUAUUAAAGCUGAUCCACAUAUCAAGUCCAAAGUAAAGGUUAUGAAGAAACAUCUUAUGUAUAUUCUGGAGAUCCAACAAAAUGGAAGCGGUUUUGGUUGGGAUGAUGAGCAUAAGAUGGUGACGGGAUCCAGAGACAUAUUUAUGGGGUGGGCAAAGAGUCGAGAUGGAGCAUCAUCCUUGUGGAUGAAACCUAUGAUACACUAUGAUAAGCUUGUGGAGAUUUAUGCUAAUGACUUGGCUAAUGGAUCUAAAGUUAAGGGUCCAGGUGAUGAGUUCGAGAUAAAUGAAGACCAAUCAACUAAGAAUGGAGGUGAAGAUGGUAAUCAUGUCAUAGAUGAAUCUGGUUGUCAUUCUCAAGCUAACACUACCCCAAGCUCUUCUAGACAAUCUUUGAAAAGAAAAGCUCCUGAAAAUGAUCCACUUGAGGCAGAGUUCAUUCAAAUUUCUAAAUCAAUCUCAAGUUUAUUAGAAGCGGAAAAGGAGAGUGCAUUGGCUAUGAAUGAGAUUAAAAAGGCAUUUACACAUGAGGUUGAUGUUCAUGAGAAAAUUAGUGGUAAUAGAAAGGAAUUGUUCCAAAUAUUGUGUGCACUCCCUGGACUAACCCCGGAACAAGUUGUUAAGGCUACACGUCUCAUCGGCCAAGAUACCGCCAAGAUGGAUUUAUUUUUUCCUAUGCCAGAUGACUACAAGGUGAUUUUUGUUCGACAAAAAAUUGAUGGAUCACAUUAGUUGGAUCUCAAACUUUAUUUUGGAGAAGAUAGGAAAUAUCCAAUUAGCUACCCCGUAAUUUAUACUGAACCCACCUUCUCAUAGGUGUUGAUUUAUGUGUUGUAGCCUUUUGUCUUACUGAUCGAACUAAUCUUCCCAGGUAGGUGUACAUGUAGGAAAUUGAUGUGGGGUUAUACUUAAUCUUCAUUUUGUGUUUGCUGAAACUGAUGUAGCCCCUUCUCAAUAGGUGUUGGAGUUGAUGUAGGAAACUGAUGUAGGAAAAUUGAUCAAGUAAAAUGUAUUCAAUGAC
Spinacia oleracea (spinach) is the source of this 1134-nucleotide messenger RNA. RefSeq lists its product as uncharacterized. The record is from RefSeq and is a predicted model, not a curated record. The transcript has 2 exons. NCBI's taxonomy places the organism in Eukaryota, Viridiplantae, Streptophyta, Magnoliopsida, Caryophyllales, Amaranthaceae. Bases 21 to 845 code for a protein of 274 amino acids.